Molecule: messenger RNA, 3610 nt
Organism: Rhagoletis pomonella (apple maggot)
Lineage: Eukaryota; Metazoa; Arthropoda; Insecta; Diptera; Tephritidae
Gene: Best1
Product: bestrophin-2
Exons: 8
Coding region: 521-2872 (783 amino acids)
Molecular function (GO): chloride channel activity
Source: RefSeq, a predicted model, not a curated record
CAAUCGAGUGCGGAUGUGAGUAGCGGUUGGACAAAGCAUUUAAGAAGCAGAUUUUUCGCGCAGUGUUUGAGAGUGUCGUUAUUCGUUCCGUUGUUGUUCUGUGUUAUGUUUUUUUGAUGGUGUGUAAAUAAAUGCAUAUUUAAGAAUACUACUAAUACCGAGUGGAUUUGUGAAUAAUGAAAUAAAUGCGCGAAAUCGUGUAGUAUAUUUAAUAAGAAAGUAAGCGGAAAAGUAAUAGCGUACAAAAACAGUCUACGCUGAAUAACAAAACAGCAAAAAAACAAAUGUCUACAGCAGUCCAGGGGGACAACUGAGGAGGGAGCAUAUAUUUAUGCUGCCCCAACUAAGAUGGAUUUUUACAAUCAAACACCAACACAUGCUCAUUGAAAUACCGUCAUGCACUCAAAUUGUGACAAAAAGCGACAAAUUGUAAAUGCAGAUACUAAAAAGCUCAAAGAGAUUACUUUAAACGUUUUUAAAAGCCAAUUGUGAUAAACAAAAAACCAAAAAGUGCGAGAAAAUGACAGUAACCUACACGGCGGAGGUAGCAACCUGUAGAGGCUUUGGCUGCUUUCUGAAAUUGCUGCGAAGAUGGCGCGGCAGUAUCUAUAAAUUAGUUUGGCUAGAUCUCAUCGCAUUUCUCUUUCUCUACUACGUACUUAGUAUAGUGUAUCGUUUUGUAUUAAAUGAAAAUCAAAAGCAAAUAUUCGAAGGCGUUGCCAAAUAUUGCUACAGCUACAGUGAUCUUAUACCGCUGUCCUUUGUGCUGGGUUUCUAUGUGUCCAUAGUGAUGACACGAUGGUGGAAUCAGUACACCAGCAUACCUUGGCCCGAUCCGAUCGCCGUUUUUGUCAGCGCCAAUGUCCACGGACAGGAUGAACGUGGGCGUGUUAUGCGUCGUACAAUUAUGCGUUACGUCUGCCUCUGUUUAACAAUGGUGUUGAUUAAUGUGUCGCCGCGCGUGAAAAAACGAUUUCCCGAGCUAACACACCUCGUCGAUGCAGGUCUCUUGAAUGACAAUGAGAAGGCGAUUAUCGAGAGUAUGAAUAAGGGAUUUCCGCGUCACUCCAAGCAUUGGUUGCCCAUUGUGUGGGCGGCAAGUAUUAUAACGAGGGCACGCAAGGAAGGACGUAUACGUGAUGAUUUUGCGGUGAAAACAAUUAUCGAUGAAUUAAAUAAAUUUCGAGGUCAAUGCGGUUUACUAAUAUCGUACGAUACGAUCAGCGUGCCGCUUGUGUAUACGCAAGUGGUCACCUUGGCGGUCUAUUCGUUCUUUCUCUGCUCGGUGAUGGGUCAGCAGUGGACCCAGGAUAAGGAGGCUUUUCAGAAGAUCGAUUUAUACUUUCCAGUAUUUACGACACUGCAAUUUUUCUUCUACAUGGGUUGGCUAAAGGUGGCCGAAUCGCUGAUCAAUCCAUUCGGUGAAGAUGACGAUGAUUUUGAGGUCAACUGGAUGGUGGAUCGUAAUCUGCAGGUCUCCUAUCUAAUAGUCGACGAAAUGCAUCACGAUCAUCCCGAACUAAUCAAAGAUCAAUACUGGGAAGAGGUGUUCCCCAAUGAACUGCCAUAUACCGUGGCGUCUGAACGUUUCCGUGAGGAGCAUCCCGAACCGUCUACAGCCAAGAUCGAGGUGUCGAAUAAGGCCGCCAUGCCAACAACGCUCUCUAGCGUACGCAUCGACGAAAUGGUUGGUAACAAAGGGUCAACCAAGCAAUUGUCGUUACAAGGGCUAACCCAAAAUCCAGAUCAAACCCAAACACAGACACCAAUGCAAGCAGUUAAUUAUAAAUUUCCUGAAAUGUCACAAGAAGAGGAGGCCGAUGAUGCUAGUGGCAUUCAUUUCACAGCCGGCAAUGGCAAGGUGCGACACGGCUCUUCGCCCAGCCUUGCCAGCUUAAGUGGCACAUUGUCACGCGUCAACACAGUCGCAUCGGCGCUAAAGCGCUUCCUCAGUCGUGAAGAGCGUCCCGGCUCCACAACACCAGUCGAUGAGAUUUCACAAAAAAAUCGUUUUCCUGGCAGUGCAAGUUCGGCCAGUCUAACCGGCAAUUUGAUUAUGAAGCCACCCGGUAGUAUACGCAUCACUGAUCAAGUCAUCGAAGAGGUCGACGAACAAACCACAAUCACAUCGCAGCGUGCCAACGAUCAGGUACGCCCGAAUGUGCGCGAUAUUUUCUUGCAGGAUCUCAACAAUCAAAGUUCAUCGGCGGCACAGCGCUCCGUGCCUAUGGAUAUUCCGCCCAGACCCGCGUCAUACAUGCGCACACAGUCCACUUACGAGCCAACGCUCUUUCCGCCGGGCGGUGUGGAGGCAUUGCUUAGCACGUCUGCGCCAACGAAUGGCAGUCCACGCAUGGUGCAGACAGUGCCAAACUCGCCAGUUGCUGAUCCAUCGAGCACCAAAUCUCUCUUCGAUCAGCAAAUCAAUCAGGAAAAGGGCAGUUGCGAAACGGCAUUAGAACGUCCCGCCGAUGCGCCGCAGGUUUUCAGAUGGUUUUUAUCGACUGUCGAUGACAUGGAAAUCAAAUCGACAACAGAUGCGCCUGGUGGUGAUGAUGAAGGCGAUGAUUUCGAUAAAUUGAAAGCCGCGCGCGAAAAGGAGCGCAUGCAGCGGCAACAACAAAAACUGGCACGCACAAUCAGCGCAGCGCCCGGCGUCGAUGGUGGUCCUACGGUUGUGCCCGUGGUAGCGGCUGCGAUAAUACCAACUGCCGUUAUGCAGCAGCCAGCGCCGCAACCACCACUAUCCAAUGUUCCAUCCGGUGCAGAUCUUUUGACCAGUAAUGCGGCGGUAAACACAAACGUGGAACCACUCACAACCUCAACAGCGAAAACCUCGCCCGAUGGUGAGGUACAAGAGGCUAACAAAUAAAUAAGUACAGAUGCAUUAUUGAAUGGGUGGUAAGAGUUUUAAAGUGCGUACAGUGCUUAUUAAAUGUAUGCAGAAGAAGCAUUUCUUGAAGAAUAGAGUUGAUUUUUUUUAUUUUUUUGUGGAAUCGGAGAAGCUUUAAGUAAAAAAAUAAACUAGUUUUAUAAGGUUGUACUCAUUAAAAAUGCGCAUAAGAAAACAAUAACAAAACAAAGAUAUUUUCUUCUUUUCACAACUCUUAUUCAAAAUAAAAAAUUAAUCGAAUGAGCGUAACACGAUACUUUUCCGAUGUCGACAAGUUCUUUAAGAAAACUACUGUACUUAUGUAAUUGAAGCAGAGUGUGUCAAUUUUGUAUUUCUUUCAUAGAAUUAAGUAGUAAUCAGAGUUAUCGAAUUUGUAACAAUUAAGCUUAAGAAGUUUUGUAUCCCAAAAGCAUGUCAGCGGCAAAUGUGGCCUAGCACACGCUUGAGAAUUAGUUUCCUUUUAACGUUAAUAUGUGGUAGCUUUUGAAAGAUAUAAUAUUGAAUCUGAGAACCCGGUUUGUGUUGUCGUUUCUCAAUUCUCGAUAGCUUGUGUUCUAUAUGUAUCUAUGUGUGUAUAUUUGGGUGGUCCAAAGAAGUUUUAAAUGUUAAGCCCUCUCCCUCUAAGAUUUUUCAAAUGGAAAAACGAAUACCCAUAUUUUUUUAUUACAAAGAAAUAUUUAGAACUGCCUCAAAGCCCAUGAACUUUUCCAUGUAUUU